CACAACCCAACACACCAACAGAAAAAAAGCAAAAAAAGAGAAACAGGAAAGAAGAAGACUAUCUCGGUCUUCUCUCUGAAGUCUAAAAACUGAGCUGAAGUUUGGCCUUUGAAGUUCCAAGACCGUGACGACGUUGUAUACUCAGCUAUGACUGUUGACGAUCUGAAACCGAUUAAGAUCCGGGAGGUAUGGGCGGGUAAUUUGGAAUCCGAAUUCGAGCUGAUCAGGGAGGUCAUCGACCACUACCCUUACAUUUCCAUGGACACCGAGUUUCCUGGUCUGGUUUUCCGGCCGGCCGUUGACCCUUCCAAGCCCUACUACAGCCAGCUCCAGCCGUCCGAUCAUUACCGGGUUUUGAAGACGAACGUCGACGUUUUGAACCUCAUCCAGGUGGGUCUGACCCUCUCCGACGCCGACGGGAACCUUCCCGACCUCGGAAGUGAAAACCGGUUCAUCUGGGAGUUCAACUUCCGCGACUUCGACGUGGCGCGUGACAGUCACGCGCCGGACUCGAUCGAGUUGCUGAGACGGCAGGGGAUCGACUUCGAGAGGAACCGAGAGGAGGGGGUCGACUCGGCCCGGUUCGCAGAGUUGAUGAUGUCGUCGGGACUCGUUUGCAAUGACUCGGUGAGUUGGGUCACGUUCCACAGCGCGUACGACUUCGGGUACCUGGUGAAGAUCCUCACGCGCCGGAGCUUACCUAAUGGGUUGGAGGAAUUUCUGAAAGUACAGAGGGUGUUUUUCGGAAAUAGGGUUUAUGACGUGAAGCACAUGAUGAGGUUCUGUAAGAGCUUGUACGGUGGGCUGGACCGGGUGGCUCGAACCCUGGAGGUGGACCGGGCAGUUGGGAAGUGCCACCAGGCCGGUUCGGAUAGCUUGCUGACGUGGCAUGCGUUUCAGAAGAUGAGGGAUGUGUAUUUUGUGAAUGAUGGGCCGGAGAAACAUGCCGGCGUGUUGUAUGGCUUAGAGGUGUUUUAAAAAUUGAAAAUAUUCAUUAUUCUAUUUAUUUAUUCUAUUAAAAAAAUUUGUUUGGUAAA
Messenger RNA from Alnus glutinosa, 1037 nucleotides. Its product is annotated as probable CCR4-associated factor 1 homolog 9. The record is from RefSeq and is a predicted model, not a curated record. Gene Ontology annotation, molecular function: poly(A)-specific ribonuclease activity; nucleic acid binding. NCBI's taxonomy places the organism in Eukaryota, Viridiplantae, Streptophyta, Magnoliopsida, Fagales, Betulaceae. The transcript has a single exon. Gene Ontology annotation, cellular component: CCR4-NOT core complex; CCR4-NOT complex; P-body. Bases 148 to 978 code for a protein of 276 amino acids.